Messenger RNA from Suncus etruscus (white-toothed pygmy shrew), 2120 nucleotides. RefSeq names its product kirre like nephrin family adhesion molecule 2 (gene KIRREL2). The transcript is spliced from 16 exons. The coding region runs from base 1 to 2103 and encodes 700 amino acids. Gene Ontology annotation, biological process: cell-cell adhesion. Gene Ontology annotation, molecular function: cell adhesion molecule binding. Gene Ontology annotation, cellular component: cell-cell junction. NCBI's taxonomy places the organism in Eukaryota, Metazoa, Chordata, Mammalia, Eulipotyphla, Soricidae. The record is from RefSeq and is a predicted model, not a curated record.
AUGCGCAUCUUCAUCCUUCUCCUCUUCUGCCUCGGAGAGAAUGCAGGUUCUCCACACUUUGUGCAACAGCCCGAGGACCUGGUGGUACUGCUGGGGGCCGAGGCUCGUCUCCCCUGUGCCCUGGGAGAGUAUCGGGGGCUGGUUCAGUGGACUAAGGAUGGGCUGGCUCUAGGGGGCGAAAGGGACCUGCCAGGGUGGCCUCGGUACUGGAUAUCAGGGAGUGGAGCCAGUGGUCAGCAUGACCUCCACAUUAGGCCAGUGGAGCUAGAGGACCAAGCAUCGUACGAAUGCCAGGCUUCGCAAGCGGGCCUCCGCUCCAGACCAGCCCAGCUGCACGUUCUGGUGCCUCCAGAACCACCCCAGGUACUGGGUGGUCCCUCUGUGUCUCUGGUUGUUGGAAUUCCUGCAAACCUCACCUGUCGGAGCCGUGGGAAUGCCCAUCCCUUUCCUGAGCUGCUCUGGUUCCGAGAUGGGGUUCGGCUGGAUGGGGCCACCUUCCGUCAGACGCAGCUGAAGGAAGAAACCACUGGGUUAGUUGAGAGCAUCUUAUACUUGACCCCUUCCAGCCAGGAUGAUGGCACCACCUUGGUCUGCCGUGCGAGGAAUCAGGCCCUGCCCUCAGGGAAAGACACUGCCGUCACCCUGAGCCUGCAGUACCCCCCAGUGGUGACUUUGUCUGCAGAACCACAGACGGUGCAGGAGGGACAGAAGGUCAUCUUCCGGUGCCAGGCCACGGCCCAGCCUCCGGUCACUGGCUACAGGUGGGCAAAAGGAAGCUCCCCGGUGCUCGGGGCUCGAGGGUCAAUUUUAGAGGUGGUGGCGGAUGCCUCAUUCCUGACCCAGCCGGUGUCCUGCGAGGUCAGCAACGCCGUGGGUAGCGCGAACCGCAGCACCGCGCUGAACGUGCAGUUUGGGCCAGUUCUGCAGGCCAAGCCCGAACCUGUGUCCGUAGAUGUGGGGGAAGACGCCUCCUUCAGCUGUGCCUGGAGGGGGAAUCCGCUCCCCAGGGUAACCUGGACCCGCCGUGGGGCUGUGCAGGUGCUGGCCUCUGGACCCACGCUGCUUAUCCCGUCGGUGAAGACCGAGGAUGCAGGCGUUUACGUAUGCAGGGCUGAACCUGGGCUCUCGGGCCAUGGGGGAGGCACCGCGGAGAUCAGGCUGACGGUGAACGCUCCUCCCAUUGUGACUGCUCUGAGCUCCGCACCCGCCUUCUUGAUGGGUCCUGCACGCCUCCAGUGUCUAGUCUUCGCCUCCCCCCUCCCUGAAGCCGUGGUCUGGUCUUGGGAUGAUGGCUUCCUCGAAACAGGGUCACAGGGCCGGUUCCUGGUGGAGACAUUCCCGGCCCCAGCAGCCCUGGGGAGACAGGGCCCAGGCCUGAUCUCCGUGCUCCACAUUUCUGGAACUCGGGAAUCUGACUUUAAACUGGGCUUCAACUGCAGUGCCCGGAACAGACUAGGAGAGGGAGGAGCCUGGGUGAGCCUGGAUCAGAGAGCUGUGGUGCCCUCUGUGCAGAUCGUGGCUGUAGGGGUGGCUGCAGCCAUCACCCUUCUUAUAAUCAUCACAGGCUUGUCCCUCUGCUUCUGUCGCAAUGCCUCUUUCUCUAAGCAAAAGAACCUGGUGCGAAUCCCAGGCAGCAGCGACAUCUCCAGUUCAAGGGGCCACGAGGAGGAAGAAAUAGGAAACAGUGAAGAAAAGGGAACCCCCGUGCACACAGACCACACUGACCUGGUCAUGGACAAGAAGGGAACUCUGGAGACCAAGGACCCAACCAACGGUUACUACAAGGUGCGAGGAGCCAGUGUGAGUCCGAGCAUUGGUGAAGAUGCUGGAGGAGAAGGAAAUUUCCUGCCUCCACCCACGCCCUCGGGACCUCCAGGAACUCCAACCUACCCUGACUCCAACACACAACUGGGCCUGGUACCCCAGUGCAGGCCCUACAGAGACCCAGCAGGCUCUCUCACUCUACCCCGGCCUCGAGAUUUUACCAACUACAUCAAACCCACAACAUCUUUUGGGCUCCCAGAUCUGACCCCUGGACCUCCCUGUUGCCCAUAUACUGCUUUUCCCACACCCAGUCACUCUCGUCUCCAGACUCAUGUGUGACAUUCUUCCAGCUGAAG